Messenger RNA from Rhododendron vialii, 2989 nucleotides. RefSeq lists its product as uncharacterized. The transcript is spliced from 9 exons. Gene Ontology annotation, molecular function: microtubule binding. Lineage: Eukaryota; Viridiplantae; Streptophyta; Magnoliopsida; Ericales; Ericaceae. The record is from RefSeq and is a predicted model, not a curated record. The coding region runs from base 145 to 2502 and encodes 785 amino acids.
GCUUCAAUUUCAAAAAAGGGAAAAAUCCCCAUUCUCUCUCUCUCUCUCUCUCUCUCUCGGUUCUUUUUUUUUGUUCGAUUGCCAUUUCGAACAACCUCUCUAUCUCCUUCGGCUAAUCUUGCAUUUCGUUCGUAAAUUGGUGCAAUGAGUGAGUGCGAGAGGAAUGACCCAGAACUCAAAGGGCUCAGACACGUCGAUCAAUUAUCAGAAAAUUUGAAUGACAACACCAGUUCUGGAUCUCUGGAUGCUGUCUUUACUCAAAAGGAAGUGGAUGCAGCCCAAGUUAGUGGGCAGAUGGAACAGUUGCCUCAAUCUUCUGAGACAUUGGAACCAGAAAUGGCAAGGAAAAUUGGAAAGAGUAAUUUACGGAAAAGUUUAGCUUGGGAUAGUGCCUUCUUCAAUAGUGAAGGUUUUUUAGAGCCUGAUGAGUUAUCUAGCAUGAUCAAAGGAGCUGACAAGCGUGGAAAACAUUUGUUACCUGGAAUUGAAGAGGAUAUGCAGAAAUCUAUUGAUUCAAUCUCUACAUUAGAAAGUGAGAGUCUGACUCUUGAAAGUCUUGAAGCUGAUUUCUUUGAAGACAUCAGAGCUUCAAUUCAGAAAUCCAGUAAAGCAUCGAAUUGGACUAGUUCUAGCAAAGCUGCACCAGGAGAAACAGACACCCAAUCUACCUGCUCUUUAAAGAAGGUGGACGCUUCUAAGAAUAUGCUGAAGCUGAAACCUGCCUCAAAGAAACAAACAAUUGCCAUGCAUGAACCAGGGAAAUUGGCCAAGCAGAGCUCUGGUUCACAAGGCACUCAGGCAAGUCCUUAUUUGCCUCUGGCUAGCAAUGGAGGUGUGACUUCUUCCGUUCCAAAGCCAAUGAAGGUAAUUGGCAGGCCUAAUCCCAUCUUGUCAGCGCCGCUGAAAAGGGCUUCUUUGGAUGCCAACAAAGUCAAACGGGAGAAUGAUAAAGCAAAAGGGUCCUCUGUUCCAUGUAAAGUCAGUCUGGUGUCAAAGGUAUCUGGUUUGGGUGGUCCCUUCAGAACUGCAGUACCGAAGCCUGCACCAUCUUCAAAAUCCUUCUCUUUGAAUUCUGUCGAUGGUGGCAAAGGCAUAUCUCCUGUGAAAUCUAGUAGAAGGAGGAUUGAUUCGAAAACGGUUAAUCCAGUUUCUUCCAGUUCAACCCUCAAAAAUCCAUCAAAGGUUCCAUUGAAGAAAAAAGGACAGGCUCAAUUAACUAUAUCGAAACGAGCUUCUAAUGCAUCCCCUGCUAGUUCUUUCAGUGAAUGGUCCUCAGUAUCAUCUUCAUCAACUUCUACUGCCAACCAGAGGUCUAAUAGUUCAAGGGUUAGCAUUGAUACUAGCUCUCCUUGCAGAUCCCUAGAUAGUGAUGCCCCUCCUGCUUUUGAAAAUCAUGAACAAAUUUCAAUGCAUGAACACGAGGUAAAUCCACACUCUAGUAGAAAUCAACAGAAAGCUUCGAUGCAGAGUGGUGUACUUAAUCGACCAGCUACAGGACAACCCACAGGUCUGCGUAUGCCAUCCCCAAAGCUUGGGUUUUUUGACGGGGUGAAACCUGUGGAUCGUACCCCUAAAGUAAGUAUACAAUCUCAUUCUGGUAUGCCACCUCGUCCUAAAAUUGGAGCCAGAAUCAGUAAACCAAAUGGGGUCUCAAGCCAGGCAAAUAAUACAAAGCUUCAACCUACAAGAUCUGUGACUGCAACUGGGAAUUUGAAGCUCGACAGUAAGAAACCUGCUUCACCUGUGCCAUCUCAAAAACCAUUAAAUGCUUCUCCAAAGGUCUCUAAUGUUUCUGGGGGCGUAAAUAAAAAUCAUAGCAUUUCAGCUAAAUCUCAUAACAAAAUAGUUGGAGAAAGUUGCUUGAAAGCUGCGAAAGUAGUUUGUGAGGGACUUGAUGGGGAAAAGUCUAGAAGUCCAGGUGUCUUGAAGAGUGAAUUUAACUUGGAAAAACAAGAUGAUACCAAGUUGAAGGACAGCAUUACUCCUGCUGAAGGGAACACUUAUGUGAGUUCCCAUUUGAAUGCCGAAAAGAUAAAGCUGACUGAAAAUGAGGAUGAACAUGCAAAUUUUAUCCUACAGCAACUCGAAAAUGAAUUGAAUUCUCUUUGUAAAAGGGAUGAAAAGGAGGAUGCCCAUUUUGAAGACCAUGUUGAGGGUUUGAGCAUGCAUGUGGGAGCUAUGGUCUCAAAACAGGAUGUGCAGAAAGAGCUUGUUGGAAAAUCUGUUUCUCAAAUUGAUUCCGGUCUCCUGGAUUCAGAGUUGCCAUCUUCAAAAGAAUUAUCUUGCCUCAGCGAAAUGGGGGAAUCACCAAGUAAUUUGUUGGGGCCGACUCUGAUCUCUCUUUCUCCAACGACAUCUGAAAUUAAUGUGAGUGCAAGGACACCUUUGGCUAUUAAGAAUUCUUUCAAUGAGGAGGACCUUCCAACUAGAUUGAGUAUUGGCGUCGUAGAGAAGACAUCAUCCAUCCGUUCUUUAGAGAGUGCUCAGAUGGAUAACAGUUGAAACAACCUUCAUGCAGCAGAUUUUACUUGGAGGUAGGUUUUUUUCCCCAAAGAUGGAACUCAAAGGAUGGCAAAGGAAGGUUGAAGUACACUAUACCGUCCGAUAUUGGAGCUAAAACUUGAGCCCUCUUGAUAGGAGUAGGGUUUGCCCUGGUUUAGAUGCUGGUAGCUUGCAGAGCCCAGAAAAGGUGGUAUCUGUGCUGAGCUGCAAAUUAUAUUGGAUGUUUAUAAUGAGAUUUCUUGGGAUUUCUUGUGAUUACUAGUUACUUCGAUGCGUUUUGUGGCAAGAUUUUCCUGCUGCAUGUUUGCGUUUCGAAAGCUACUGUAUACUUAAUAUUGAUCUAUUCCCAGGAACGAACUCGGUCAGGAUAUUUGGAUAGAAAGAAAUGAAGAAAGUCGAAUAAAAAUGAAUAGGUUGUCUUAGGAAAAUGAGAAGAGAGUAACAAAAAUAUAUAAUAAAAGCAAUUAAACAGGGCUGAUUUCAGUAA